Messenger RNA from Helianthus annuus (common sunflower), 1306 nucleotides. RefSeq names its product probable E3 ubiquitin-protein ligase RNF217. The transcript has 2 exons. Gene Ontology annotation, molecular function: ubiquitin conjugating enzyme binding; ubiquitin protein ligase activity; zinc ion binding. The record is from RefSeq and is a predicted model, not a curated record. Gene Ontology annotation, biological process: ubiquitin-dependent protein catabolic process; positive regulation of proteasomal ubiquitin-dependent protein catabolic process; protein polyubiquitination. The coding region runs from base 251 to 1057 and encodes 268 amino acids. NCBI's taxonomy places the organism in Eukaryota, Viridiplantae, Streptophyta, Magnoliopsida, Asterales, Asteraceae. Gene Ontology annotation, cellular component: cytoplasm; ubiquitin ligase complex.
ACAUUUUCCAAGUACGGACCCAGUUCCACACCUUCUUUGGACUAAAGAGUCGUAAAGCGAUCUUGAAAAUGACCAUGAAGAAGAAGAACCCUAAAUCUUCCCCCUGAAGAUUUCCCAUAAAUACACCCCUCAAUUUCCCCACAAUUUCCACCAAAUUCCCCAUCAAAUCACACCCUUAUUACCCUCACCACUCUCAUGUAACCUCUUCACAAACCCCAUAAAAAAACCCCAAUUUUUUCGCUCAAUUUUGAUGGGAAAUGCAGUUCAAAAACCCCAACAGAGUUCCCAACCCGAUCAAGAACUUGAAGAGCAAGAAUCAUCCUCUGAAUCAUCAACAUUUACAUGUGAAAUUUGCAUAGAACCGGUGACACUUCCGAACAAGAAGUUCAAGAACAGUAACAGAUGUGUGCACCCGUUUUGUACCGAUUGUAUGGUUAAAUACAUUCAGGUGAAGCUGGAAGAUAAUGUUUCUGAUAUCAAGUGUCCAGCUUUGAGUUGUGAUCAGUCUCUGGACCCGUUAUCUUGUCGUGCAAAAGUUGCACACCAGGUGUUUGACAAAUGGUGUGAUGUGUUGUGUGAGUCUACUGUGUUGGGGCUUGAUCGUGUUUAUUGCCCGAAUCGAGAGUGUUCGGCUUUGGUGGUUAAUGAGUGUGGUGGUGGUGGUAGUUUGAGGAAAUGUGUGUGUCCUAAUUGUAAGAAGUUGUUUUGUUUUAAGUGUAAGGUUGCUUGGCAUGCUGGGUAUAGGUGUGAAGAGAGCGGCGAAAUGCGGGAUCAAAACGAUAUCGCUUUCGGUGUUCUUUCGGAGCGCAAACAGUGGAUGAGGUGCCCCACUUGUAGACACUGUGUUGAGCUUGUUAAAGGGUGUGCUAUUGUUAGAUGCAGAUGUGGAAUUGAAUUUUGCUACAAAUGUGGUAAAAAGGUGGAUCACCACUGGUGCAAUUGUCGAAGAUCUUCUACGAUUUGCAUGUGGGUUUUUCAUCUCUGCAUAGUGAUUUUGGUUGUAUGGCCAUUCUUUCUUCUAUUUACAGCUAUAACAAGAAAGAAUCAACAUCAUUAAUUUCACUCAUCAGGAUGAACUCAGAUAUAUAUAAUACUCUUCUAUAAUCAUAUUAAUGUAAAUAAAAUAACAAAUAUUGUGCGUGCUAUAUAAAUCUAUAUAUAUAUGUGUGUCUGCUGGGAAGGAGCUAAAUACAAAGUUUUAUAUCUAGUUAAACAAAUGUUCAAGUCCUCUCUAUCUAUGUAAAGAGUUCAAGUUAUAUUACCUGUGAUGGAUUUAUAUCAAUACAAAAAAAACUAGUUUUUACAA